UUCCAGACCAACACUAUGCGCGCAACGCCCGCAGCCGCUCAUUUCUGAACAAAAUCCCUUUGCGCUGGUCCAUGUAGCGGCUGAAUCGCCCGACCUGCUACCAUGAACGGAUUUGCCGACCGCGGCCUCAGCGAGGACGACUUUGGCGAGACCAAGGGCGGCCUCAAGGCCUUUGAUGCUUUCCCCAAAACCAAACCCACCUACCUUACCCAGACGCAAUCCGGCGCCAACUGGACCCUUCUCCUACUCGUAACAUGCGCCUGGUUGUCAAUAAGCGAGGCCAUGCGCUGGUGGGUUGGCACAACCUCGCAUACUUUCAGUGUCGAGAAGGGCGUUGGCCAUGACCUGCAGCUCAACCUGGACAUCGUCGUUGCCAUGAGAUGUCAGGACCUGCACGUCAACGUACAAGAUGCCUCGGGCGAUCGCAUUCUCGCUGGCGAGACGCUGAAGAAGGACCAUACGAGGUGGCAAAACUGGAAGGGUGGCCAUGCGCUGGCGCACGACGCGAACAGCUUGGCGGCGAAGUACGAGGAGGAAGAUGUGCAUGAUUACCUGGGUGCGGCCAAGAAGAAGAAGUUUCCCAAGACCCCGCGCUUCAGGGGGACGCCGAAUGCGUGCCGUAUCUACGGCAGCCUCGAGGGCAACAAGGUCCAGGGCGACUUCCACAUCACGGCCAGGGGACAUGGAUACUUGGAGUUUGGUCUCGAGCACUUGGAACACAACCAGUUCAACUUCUCGCACGUCGUCAACGAGCUCUCCUUCGGCCCCUUCUACCCCUCUUUGACCAAUCCGCUCGACAACACCAUUGAAUAUACGCCCACGCCCGACGACCACUUCUACAAGUUCCAGUACUACCUUUCCGUCGUUCCGACCGUCUUCACGGACACGAGCUCCACCAUUGUCACGAACCAGUACGCGGUGACAGAGCAGUCGCACGGCGUCUCCGAGGUCAGCGUGCCGGGCAUCUUCUUCAAGUACGAUAUCGAGCCCAUCAUGCUCACCAUCGCCGAAGAGAACGGUGGCUUCCUGGCGCUUCUGAUCAGGCUGGUCAACGUUGUAUCGGGUGUCAUGGUCGCGGGCGGCUGGUGCUUCCGGAUUGGCGAGGCGCUGGUCGAAGUGUGGGGCAAGAGGAACAAGAGAAGCGAUGGUCUCGGUGUGUUGCAUGGACGGAGCACUAGUUUGGAUGAGAAGCGUGGCCUUUGAUUUUGGCAUUGCUGGACUGGCGUUAGGGGCAUGUGGGGUUUUGCAUAGGGCCGCAGGGCUAGGUAGAUGCGGCGUUGCAUAGCAAUGCUCAUAACCAGUGCC
Messenger RNA from Aplosporella prunicola CBS 121167, 1305 nucleotides. RefSeq lists its product as uncharacterized. Lineage: Eukaryota; Fungi; Ascomycota; Dothideomycetes; Botryosphaeriales; Aplosporellaceae. The transcript is spliced from 3 exons. Gene Ontology annotation, biological process: endoplasmic reticulum to Golgi vesicle-mediated transport; retrograde vesicle-mediated transport, Golgi to endoplasmic reticulum. The record is from RefSeq and is a predicted model, not a curated record. Bases 103 to 1203 code for a protein of 366 amino acids. Gene Ontology annotation, cellular component: endoplasmic reticulum; Golgi membrane; endoplasmic reticulum membrane.